Molecule: messenger RNA, 4587 nt
Organism: Phlebotomus argentipes
Lineage: Eukaryota; Metazoa; Arthropoda; Insecta; Diptera; Psychodidae
Gene: retn
Product: protein dead ringer
Exons: 12
Coding region: 1086-3140 (684 amino acids)
Biological process (GO): regulation of transcription by RNA polymerase II
Cellular component (GO): nucleus
Molecular function (GO): DNA binding
Source: RefSeq, a predicted model, not a curated record
CAGAGGUGGUAACGUGGUCGGAGACCUGACGCUCCGAUUGGAUCCGGAAGCCGUGUGCUCAGAGGCUCUCGAGUGGGGUACCCACAGUCAUGCUGUUACCCCGGCAAACUCUCACACACAGCCAGUCCAAGUCACAGUGUGAGACAGCAUUGGUGUGGCGAGGAAGAGCGCGCGCUUGAGCAUAUCCAACAGAGACUUGGGAAUGCAAAGAAGGCGCCCGAAGUCAUUCGCGUUGUGUACGUCGAUGUAAGCGUAUCGCACUUUUAUCGCAGUGUUUCAACGGCAAAUCUGUAUAGUAUUGAUCAGUCUUUGCAAAGGGAUUUGUCACUCAAUCCCCAUAAUUGGUGGGUCUGACGAUGAGUUGGAAGUUGUGAGAAUCUGUGCAGAAAGCGAUGCAGAAAUUGUGACAUUGCCACAAACAGAGAAAAAAAGAAGAGGAAAAGAACAGGAAAUAAUUAUUAGAUUGUUUGAAAGUUGAUAAAGUGUAUAGUGCCAUUUUUUAAUUUUAUCAAUUACUUUCAUUUAUGUAGCGAAAGAGAUAAGACACUGUUUUAUAUGUUGUGAGUCGAAGGCGGUGGAGGACUUGAAAAAAUAAUAUUGAACAAUUUAUUGUCAAAAAAAAGACUCAAGUGGAGAUAAGGCAAUAUUGCAUGUGGUUCAGCAGUGUGGCUUUUCUGAGACAAUUAACUUUGUUUUUGAGCGAGGGAGAGAGCAAAUAUUCACGGUCAAGGUGAAUCACAUGAAAAAGGUGAUUAGUGACUUAGAAGUUAUAUGAAAUAUUGUGCUUAUUAAUCACCCCAGAAGCAUUUGUGACAGUUUGCGGAGAUUGUUUAAUGUGAAAAUCACUGUAAACUCUAUAUAAAAUAUAAUUCACUGAGCUCUUUUUGUGCAGACCAGAUCAAGUUGAUCGCUUGGAUAGCCGUUUGACGAUAUCGUGAUUUUCACCACUUCCUCGCUAAAUCACUAAACGUUCAAAAGGAUUUUUUCUGUCACGGAAGUAAAGCGAGCCCCUGUUGAGAGGCUCGCGCUCAAAACUUAACAAAAUUCGCGUGAAAAAUCGUGAUCCCGUCCCUGUUUAUGUUGCUAUGGACGGCGGACGGAUCGACAGAGACUCAGAUUUAGGUGACGAUUCUCCAAUGUCUCACACAGACGAGCAAUCAGACGAGCGGGAGGAUGACAUGAGAGAUUGUGAUUCCAGCGACGAAGGAGUGAAUGUUAAUGCUAAUAGUACACCAAUGGUGUCGUCCGGAAUGGAAUUUCAGAGGAGUCCAGAGCAUCAGUCUGAAUCGCACUUGAAUGCUCCGCAUCAUUUUGGCCAAAAUCAUCCACUGGGGGUCUUGGGCAGCCUGACUGCCCUCAAUAUGGGUGUUCCGGGCCUUCAGGGUCUCCAAGGAUUGCACGGUUUGCAGCAUGGUGACGUGCUUGAGAAAUUAAAGAUGCAAGUGCGCGAUAUGAAAGUUGGACUCAUGGAUCAAGAUUUCUCCUUGCAUGCGCCUUUCGGUGCGGCAUCCCUUCAAGCACCCUCUAAUGUCCCAUUUUCGAUGCCUCCGCUUGGGGGCGGUCAUCGCGGAAGUGGCGGAGGAGAGCCUCAGAAUUUGUCGUCGUCGCAGCAGCAGUCAAAUUCAUCAAAUGGCUUCCCCUUCACACCGCCAAAUGCUCCGAACAGCAGCAGCAAGGAUGCCAAUCCGGGAUCAAACUCCUCCACAUCGAGUGAAACGUCCAAUUCGUCUCAGCACCAAAACGGCUGGAGCUUCGAGGAGCAAUUCAAGCAAGUGCGACAGCUAUACGAGAUCAAUGACGAUCCCAAGAGAAAAGUAUUCCUGGAUGAUCUCUUUUCAUUCAUGCAGAAACGAGGAACUCCAAUUAAUCGUCUACCGAUCAUGGCAAAAUCCGUUCUGGACCUGUAUGAAUUGUACAACUUGGUAAUCGCACGCGGUGGUCUGGUCGAUGUGAUCAAUAAGAAGCUGUGGCAAGAAAUCAUCAAGGGACUCCACUUGCCCUCGAGUAUCACGAGUGCUGCUUUCACACUUAGAACACAAUACAUGAAGUACUUGUAUCCGUACGAGUGCGAUAAGGAGAAUCUGAGCACACCGGCAGAACUUCAGGCGGCAAUUGACGGCAAUCGGCGCGAGGGACGUCGUUCCAGCUAUGGACAAUUUGAUCCACAGAUGCAGGGUCAAUUGCAAAUGCCUCCUGUUCAGCGUUCCCCGGUCACUUCGAACAUUCAGCAAAUGUCUCCGCUGUCCCUCGUGACGCACGGCAAUGCUCCGUCUGCCCAUCAUCGGCUCAUGGGUGCCCCAACGGUGGGGCAGAUGCCCAACAUAAUGCCGCACGAGCUGGAGCAGCGCAUGAUGGAGUACAUAAAGUUGUUUCAGUCCGCAAAGGAACCCCGCCGAUCACAGAGUCCCGAGCUGUCGCGCGAGGCUCUCAAUGCUCUCGAAAUGUCACGCGUGGCCAUGUGGUCGAUAUAUAACAACAACGCGAGCCCACCGACCCCCCUCAACACGACCAGCCCGCCGGGAACUGAACCACCACAACGGGAGGCAUUGAAUCUCUCUGACUCGCCGCCGCACGUGGCGGUGAAGCGGGAGCGGGAUCACAUGAUCGGCUCUGACUACGGGGCGGACGGUGGUCGCGAGCGGGAGUAUGGCCAGCCACCUGUGAAGAGGGGCUUCCAUCACUUCGGGGCGACGAGCGGGGCGAGCCACGAUGUCGAGCCACCGCAUCCGGCACAGAGGACCGCGGAAUCUCCCGUGUUGCACACAAAUCAGCGCAAUGGAUCGCUGGACAGCAAUCACGUGGACAAGAGCAACCGCCAUCAAAUGAACCAAAGCAGCGGCUCAGACGCAUCAACGCCCGUUCUCGCGGGAAUGCAAUUCAAAAUCACAAAAGGAGCGACAAAUGGUGAGCAACAGCUCGUCGUGACGAUGGAAGUGAACGGAAUGCUCUAUGAGGGAGUUCUCUUCGCCCAUUCUGCUGCUUCAUCCGCCACCGCCAACUCCACCGAGACUUCAGCAGCCAACGCGCUGUCCAACAACCGCGACGACGCCGAUUCACCUGCCCCGGACUCUCAGGCCAGCGCCAGCAAUUCCAUGGAGGAGCGAUCGAGUCGCGUCGCGCGCCCGCUUGUCUCCUCGUAAAUCUACACGGCGACGGACUCUGACUAUCGGCAAGAACUCGAAAAAAAGGGGAAGAUUGUGUGUGGCUGGCGAUAGCGCUACAAUUUACUACUUCAAUCUUAAUCGCUAUCGUAUGAUUUUUUUUCGCAUAACUACAAGAAGAAAGUUGAAAAAUAACAACCGAUUUUAUGUUGAUUUCUCUCUGAAUUCAUGACAAAGAAGGAUAUUGAGUAUUAAACGUAAGAAGAUGUAGGUGAACUAUUGUCUUUGCAAUAAUAACUGAUUAAACAAGUUUCAAUGGAAGCGUCUAUAUGGUAGAAUAGCUGACGUAGUGUCAUGUCUAAGGAUGUUUUCUCCGUAUGAAUGAAUUGUUUUAUUUUUUGUCUCGAGUCUAUUCACGAAUUUUUAUUAUUGUAUAUUUUUAUAUCAACCCAAUUUACAUCACAAUCAUUUUAUUAAAUGUAAUCACAUUUUCCUCCAUUUAUUAUUGCAUUGCUGUAAGAACAUAAUAUGAUGGUCAUUUCUUUCUCAGUGUGUAAGUGUUGAAGAGCAAUUAGAUGAAAAUUUGCCAAAAAGACUGUUUUGUUUGUAAGAUUUAUAAGAGGAUAAUUUGUAAUUUAAUGCAAAAUGGAACACUCUCAUUGAUUUUCCUAAUGCUUAGAAAAUAGAGGGAAGACACCAAAUAUUCUUCUCUCAGAGGAUCUUUAUUUAGAGAAUCAUUCUUUUUUUUAUUAUUAUUUUUAAUUUCUCCAAGACAAGAAAGUUGCAAUGCUUUUACUUUUAAUAGGAAUACAUAAUCUUAGAUAUUUAGAGAAGAAAUAUAUCUAUCAAUUUACUCGUAAGGAGAAUAUAUUAGAAUCGUUGUAAAGUAGCUGAGAAGAUGAUUUGUGGAGGGCAUAAGAGGUCCUUUAUUCAAUGUAAAAAUACUUUCUCUGUAAUAAUUACACCCUAAAUAUAACUAGAAAGCCAUUUUUGUCCAAGGUACAUUUCUUAAGUUGGGGAGAAUCAUUAAUGUGAACAAUCUUUUAUCCAUGAAUAUUGUCAAUGUGAGUAGCAAUUAAUGUAACUUAUUGAGAAAAGGAGAGGAAUGCUAUUUAAAAUAUGCAAGCAACAUUAUACAUUUGAAUGAGUAAAUGACACAUAAGGAUAACUUAGGAGAAAUAACCGUAGAUUUUUUUUUGAGGAAAGUUAUAAUUUCUAUGCAUAAUUUAGAGAUGAUUUGUGAUGCGAAAUCUCUGCAAAACACACAUUUUAUUACCACUUCAAUUAGGUAAAAUAUUCCAUUUCAUUUUUUGUCUUGAGAAUGAAAAAAUCAUCCUUUUCUGCACUCCUCGUUUCACGUAUAAAGUGUUGCAAAAUGUGUGUGAAGAAAUAAACAAUUAUUUGUGAAUAUGUCCAAGAACAAAAAGUCUAUUUUUGUUUAAAAUAUAAUUCAAGAGAAAUUAAAUUAUAAGAAAUAUUUGAGAAA